Molecule: messenger RNA, 741 nt
Organism: Diversispora eburnea
Lineage: Eukaryota; Fungi; Glomeromycota; Glomeromycetes; Diversisporales; Diversisporaceae
Source: the annotation of a GenBank genome assembly
AUGAUUUUAAAUAAUCUUCAAUCAUUUCUUAAAACUCAAGAUUUAUAUUCAUCUUCAUUAGUUAAUCGAAUCUGGUGUAAAGUUACUAUAUCGUUACUUUGGGAAUUACCUUUUGUUCAAGAAUAUCUGGUUGUACAAAUAUUAGCAGAACUUAUUAGUGUUCAAAAACUUUUAGAAAAUCUAUCAAUUGUUGAUAAAAGUAGUCGAGAUCCUCCCGAUUAUGAUUCAAUAUUUUGGGCUAUCAUUGUUAAAAAAGAAACAUUAAAGAUUCGUCGUUUAGAAUCAUUAAAUUUUUAUCAUUUCAAGUAUUUUAAGUGGAAAUCACCGUCAAUCGGACAAUUUAUUUCACUUCAAAAACUUUAUAUAGAAGAUUGUUCUGAAUUGCAUAGAUCGGAUUGUUUAUUUUUGGCUUCAUCAUUUACUCACUUAAAAUUUAUUGUAAAGAUUCUUGAAACGGCAAAUAUAAAUUUAAGAAAUAUUCGUCUACAAAUACAUCCCACAAGUUCAUUUGUUAUAUUUUCGGUAAUUUUAAGUUAUUGUAUAAAGAUUACCAACUCAACUUUACUAAAUUUAAGUUCUGAACAAGUAAUAGCAAUAUUUAAUAAUAAUUUUAAUAAAUUAAGGAUAUUUUCAUUUGGUUGUGGAAAAGGAUUGGAAGCUAAUAGAUUAUUAUACCAAAUGGCCGAAAAUGUACCAGAAUCGCUUAAAAUUAUAUGGGAACAUUUAGUUAUGAUAAUUUAA